AUGGAGGUGCAUAAUGAUCCACUUAAUGCUCCGGUUGAUGGUCCAACACAAUGGCCUCUGCGACAUUUAGAACAGCUUCUAGAAGAGCUUGUGGCAAUUGCUGCAAGUUUUAACUGCAACGGCGUAAGCCGUUAUUGUCACUUGGCACCUAAUAACGCUGUUAUUGUGGCUGCAACACCGCUCUGCAUCGGCGGUUUUAGGCGUUAUAUUGUUGGCCGUAGUCACGGUGACAAAGGGUAA
Messenger RNA from Lactuca virosa, 240 nucleotides. Lineage: Eukaryota; Viridiplantae; Streptophyta; Magnoliopsida; Asterales; Asteraceae. The record is from the annotation of a GenBank genome assembly.